GCCUCGAGUUCUGCUGGCUCCAAUCUGAGCUGGAUGUUGGGGUUGCGCGAGCGCUUCGGAGCCUCACCCGGAAGCUGUUGUCUUAAGAGAGCCGCGCGAAGAUGCGAAUAUGAACCCUUUAACUAAGGUGAAGCUGAUCAACGAACUGAAUGAGCGAGAGGUUCAACUUGGGGUGGCAGAAAAGGUGUCUUGGCACUCGGAAUACAAGGACAGCGCCUGGAUCUUUCUUGGAGGGCUUCCUUAUGAACUGACAGAAGGAGACAUCAUCUGCGUGUUCUCACAAUAUGGGGAGAUUGUCAACAUUAAUCUUGUGAGAGACAAGAAGACUGGGAAAUCCAAAGGAUUCUGUUUCCUGUGCUAUGAAGAUCAGAGGAGCACAGUUCUGGCUGUUGAUAAUUUCAAUGGCAUUAAGAUUAAAGGAAGAACUAUCCGUGUGGACCAUGUAGCUAACUACCGGGCCCCUCAGGAGUCAGAAGAUGUGGAUGAUGUAACUAGAGAGCUUCAGGAGAAGGGCUGUGGGGUUAAAACACCCCCAUCAAGUCCUCCUGAAGUCUCUGAAGAUGAAGAUGCCAAACUCUCAAAAAAGCACAAAAAAGACAAAAAAGAGAAAAAGAAAAAAAAGAAAGAAAAAGAGAAGACUGAACGCCAGGUCCAAGCAGAGCUGCCAUCCUGCUCCAGAAGCACAACAGUAAAGGAAAAGGAUGAGCAUAGCUCGAAGAAGCACAGCAGCAAGACCUCAGAGAGAGCACAGAAGUCUGAAUAUAGAGAGAAGAAGAAGAGUCACUCAGGUUCCCCUGAUGUCAGGAGUUCCUACCAUGGUAGGGUAGAGGACCCUGAGUGGGAAGCAAAGAAAGAGAAACCCAAGCAUGAGCAUAAGUCCUCUAGCAGGAGGGAGGGAGAAGAAAAGAGCAGAGAUAAGGAGAGAGGGAGGAGCUCAGGUACUCAUUCCAGCAGGCACGGUGGGCAUUCUGAAGGGCGGAGUCAUAGAAGUAGAAGUAGGAGUCCAGAUAAGUCCUAUAGGCACAGAAAGCAUAGGCACUCUCGGGAGCGCGACUCCUUCCAUUCCAGUGACCAUAGACGUUACUGAAGCCUGUUCCAGCUGCCCAGUUCUCUGAAAAUCAGUUUUGUUGCAUAAU
Molecule: messenger RNA, 1136 nt
Organism: Grammomys surdaster
Lineage: Eukaryota; Metazoa; Chordata; Mammalia; Rodentia; Muridae
Gene: Rbmx2
Product: RNA binding motif protein X-linked 2
Exons: 6
Coding region: 110-1087 (325 amino acids)
Biological process (GO): mRNA splicing, via spliceosome
Cellular component (GO): precatalytic spliceosome; catalytic step 2 spliceosome; U2 snRNP
Molecular function (GO): RNA binding
Source: RefSeq, a predicted model, not a curated record